Naegleria gruberi is the source of this 747-nucleotide messenger RNA. RefSeq lists its product as uncharacterized. The transcript has a single exon. The record is from RefSeq and is a predicted model, not a curated record. The coding region runs from base 1 to 747 and encodes 248 amino acids. Lineage: Eukaryota; Heterolobosea; Eutetramitea; Acrasida; Naegleriidae.
AUGGAAGCUAUCUAUUAUAUUCCUGAUUAUAUCACUGAGGAAGAGGAGAAAAAAUGUGUGGAAGCUAUUUAUAAGGAUGAUACAAGUUCUUCAUAUGUUGGAGAGAAGAAGGGAUGGGUUUGUUUGAGUAAGAGAAGGCUCAAGAAUUUGGGAGGCAUUCCUCAUCCAAAUGGCAUGUAUAAGGAGAGUUUGCCAAAGUAUAUCACUGAUUUUAGGAAAUUAUUACAUCAGAAGGGACAUUCAAUUGACAAGUUUAUUGAAAUACCUUCUGAUCAAGUUAAAAACCAUGACUAUAAUCAAGUAUUACUGAAUGAGUACGAGUGUGGAAAGGGAAUUAGACCACACAAGGAUGGUCCACUCUAUAGUGAUAUUGCUCUUGUUCUUUCAUUGAAGACUACUUCACUAAUUGAUUUUUAUACUGAAAAACCUACAGAAGAAAAUGAGGAAUCUGUACUCGCAAGUGUAUUUUUGGAGCCUAGAUCACUUUUGAUUUUCUGUAAAGAAGCCUAUACGGAUUAUUUUCAUGGUGUUAGAGAUGUGGAUCAGGAUGUAAUUAAUCCAGAGAAAUGCAUAAAUAUGCAGACUGCUAAUGUUUCUGCUGGACAAAUAAUUCCAAGAAACACAACAAGACUUUCCCUAACUAUUAGAAAUGUGAAAACUGUAAUAACUGAAAAAAACUAUACUAGCUCAGAAUCUCAGGAAAUUGAAAGAAGAAGAUCAUGGUGGCAGUCUGCUAUUGACAAUUAA